Messenger RNA from Drosophila eugracilis, 720 nucleotides. Its product is annotated as ectin. The record is from RefSeq and is a predicted model, not a curated record. The transcript is spliced from 4 exons. The coding region runs from base 47 to 718 and encodes 223 amino acids. Lineage: Eukaryota; Metazoa; Arthropoda; Insecta; Diptera; Drosophilidae.
AAAAGCUGUCAUACUUUUAAACUUUCUCUAAAGCAAAGAAUACACUAUGCAAUUUAAAAUUAUUUGGUUUUUAAUUGCUCUCGAGCAGUGCCAUCGGACGUUUGGAAUUGGGCUUCGGCUUCUUAUCCUUGAGGCGCAUAAUCGAAGAAGGGCGAAAUACGGAAAUCAACCAAUGGUUUUGGACAACAGUCUCAGUGAGGGAUGUUCAAAAUAUGCACAGCAAAUACUUUUAAGUGGAGGUGAAUACAGAGAGUACUAUAUGCCGAGCCAAGAUAAAAACGAAUAUAUUCAAAUCGUCUGUAUUUUUCGGGCUGCCUUCCCUAGGAUUUGUGUUCGAAAAUGGUUUCAUUACCGAGGCUUCGGUAAUAAUGAACAAUAUUACAAAUUCACGGCUAUGAUAUGGAACGCCUCCACUAGACUUGGAGUAGGCCUGUCAAGAAAAAUGGAGACUCGAUAUUUAGUGGUAAGGUAUGCUCCUCCUGGAAAUAUAUUGUCAGAGAUGGAGCUUAAUGUACCAAAACGAAAGAAGAACUUUUGGGAUGAGGAAGAAAUUUGGGAACAUGAAGAUUACCCGAUGCCCACAAGUACUGAACCCAGUGCUGGUCCCAAGAUUUUUCGUAACUGGAUCUUUUUUAUAACUUCCAUUUUGAUAAAUUUGCGGCACGUUCAGUACUAUAUUCCUUCGCACAGACUUUUUGAAAUAAAUACCGUACUCUAAAA